This is a messenger RNA of Brenthis ino (lesser marbled fritillary), 282 nucleotides long. NCBI's taxonomy places the organism in Eukaryota, Metazoa, Arthropoda, Insecta, Lepidoptera, Nymphalidae. The record is from the annotation of a GenBank genome assembly.
AUGCAUUUACGUAUACCACCUGCACGAAAAGUACUUGUGAAAAAUUAUUAUGUUGUGAGAUUGUAUUAUGUCGACAAACACUGGCAAAAAAAAACCAGUACUACAUUAAAACCCAACGGAACCUUCCCCGUCUUGAUGGAAAGCUACAAAAUUGCCUCAUUAAAAUGCACUCAAUCACUACACCCCGACGACUGUCUACCAAGAUCAAGCUUAGUGUGCUCUUUGAUGCAGUACAUAAAAUCCUUCCACGACCGCGGACACCCCGAGGUGUCAACAUCAGGU